This is a messenger RNA of Momordica charantia (bitter melon), 1156 nucleotides long. RefSeq names its product putative trehalose-phosphate phosphatase C. NCBI's taxonomy places the organism in Eukaryota, Viridiplantae, Streptophyta, Magnoliopsida, Cucurbitales, Cucurbitaceae. Gene Ontology annotation, biological process: trehalose biosynthetic process. Gene Ontology annotation, molecular function: trehalose-phosphatase activity. The record is from RefSeq and is a predicted model, not a curated record.
UUCCCUUUUGCUUUCGGGCUGCCCACCGGCCGCCCAGUUUCGUGGAGAUCCGCAAUGGGACUGCCCAACCUCCUUUCCGAUGACCGCAACUCCACUGAAUUAGAAACUUACACUUCAUGGCUGAGAAAACACCCUUGUGGUUUGGAAUCGUUUGAGAAGAUGAUGAAGGGAGCCAAAGGGAAGAAAAUUGUUUUGUUUUUGGAUUAUGAUGGAACCCUCUCUCCCAUUGUUGAUGAUCCUGAUCGUGCUUUCAUGUCUCCUGAGAUGAGAGCAGGUGUGAGAGAAGUGGCAAACUGCUUUCCAACAGCAAUAAUAAGCGGAAGGAGCCGUGACAAAGUGAAAGAAUUCGUGAAGUUGAAUAACGUGUAUUAUGCUGGGAGCCACGGAAUGGACAUUAUGGCUCCAACAUCCGACAAUGAGGUGGAGGAGGUUGCGUAUCAACCCGCCAAAAAGUUCCUGCCUGCAGUUCAACAGAUAAAGGCCGUGUUGGAAGAAGAAAUUACAGAAAUAGAAGGUGCAGUGGUGGAGGAUAAUAGAUUCUGUGUUUCUGUGCAUUAUCGACACGUCCGCGAACAGGACCUGGAGAAGUUGGAGGAGAAGGUAGAGUCUGUACUGGAAAACUAUCCAGAUUUCCAUGUAACGCAGGGCAAAAAGGUUAUAGAAAUAAGACCGACAAUAAACUGGAACAAAGGGCAUGCGGUGGAAUAUUAUCUUCAUAUUCUUGGACAUACUAAUUCUAAGGAUAUAAUUCCUGUGUAUAUUGGUGACGAUCGAACCGAUGAAGAUGCAUUCAAGGCAAUACAAAGGAGAGGAGGAGAAGGGAUUGGAAUUCUUGUAUCUUCCAUUCCAAAGCAAACAAAAGCUUGCUACACUUUGAAGGAUCCAUCUCAAGUUUUAAUUUUCUUGCAAAGCUUAGCAAGAUGGAAGCGUGCUUCUUCAAUCACAGACCCUUAAUUAUUAAGUAGUGGAGUGGAGGAGGUCAUUUUAGUAAUUAUGUAUACAAUAAUAUAGCCACUGCCCUCCUUGUAGCACAAUGUAUUUUAUAUAAUUUUGGUUGCAUAUAUGUACAUACCGCAUAGAUCAUCCCAUAGGUAUCCUAUAGAAGGAGAUAUGUUUAUGUAUGUCUUGCAAUAAAUACAAAUAUAUAUAUGUGUCA